AUGAUUCAAAAACUUUUCAAACUUGUUACUCACCAAAAAACCUUCAGCACCGAAGAUCUGGUACUGAAUCCAAAGGAACACCCGGAUCUGAAACCAAAUGACAUCGUUGAGAUAUACCUGCCAGAGGAUGAGGGCUGCCGGUUGCUGCUGCAAGUGACCUGCCUCAACAAGGACUUCAAUUCGCGGGAAACCAUCAGCGUGGAGGUGAACGUGGCCACCACGUUCAAUCUGAAAGCGUACAACGAUGUGUACAUGCGCGUCGUCGAUCCGGCCGAGGUGGCACUCGACUCGGUUGAGAUCACGUUCAAGGAUCAGUACAUCGGCCGGUCGGAAAUGUGGCGGCUCAAGACCCGGCUAACCAACACGUGCGUGUACUUGAACAAAAAGAUCGAAUCGUGCGAGGGCUGCAUCCGGUGCCAGGUGUACGAGAUGUGGUCGCAGGGCGAACGGGUCGCGUGUGGUGUCAUCAACGAGGACACGAAGGUCGUCUUCCGCAGCAAUACCUCGAUGGUGUACCUGUUCGUGCAGAUGUCCUCUGAGAUGUGGGACUUUGACAUCUACGGCGAUCUGUACUUCGAGAAAGCGGUCAACGGUUUUCUGGCCGAUCUGUACAAAAAGUGGCAGAAGCUCGGCAGUAACCACGAGGUCACCAUCGUGCUGUUUUCGCGCACGUUCUACGCGGCCAAAAGUCUCGAUGAAUUUCCGCUCCACAUGCGCGACUGUCUGCAGAUUGACUACCGUGGUCGGUUCUAUGAAGACUUUUACCGGGUCGCGAUUCAAAACGAACGUUGCGAUGAUUGGAGCACAACGCUCGUGCAAUUACGUCGGCUAUUUACCGGCUACCGAGACGUGGUGCUAAAGUACCACGAGCGAGCCGAUCUGCCGGCGGGUGUGCGGAUUCCAACGGCCACAAACUCCACGGCGGCCCAGGGAAACUUCCUCGAGGUGUUGAACAUCUCACUGAACGUAUUCGAAAAGCAUUACCUCGACAGGAGCUUCGAUCGUACCGGGCAGCUUUCGGUGGUCAUCACACCAGGAGUCGGUGUGUUUGAGGUUGAUCGCGAGCUAACAAACAUCACCAAACAGCGCAUCAUCGAUAACGGCGUCGGAAGUGAUCUGGUGUGCGUUGGCGAGCAGCCACUUCACGCCGUCCCACUGCUAAAGUUCCACAACAAGGACGCGCUCACGUCAACCGACGAUUACUCGAUGCCGCACUGGAUUAAUCUAAGUUUUUACUCUACCAACAAAAAGCUACCUUACUCGACGUUCAUCCCUCGCAUUAAACCACCCCCGGUAACGAUCGGGUGUAAGGAACCGCCACCGACCCGCCCGCCCGAGUACAUCCACAACUGUCUGUUUGAUUACGACGCGUACGACGAUCAGAUCUUCCAGCCGCCGACCGUGCACGGGACGAGCUCGUUGCAGCGGAUGGCACGCACGAAGAAAACGUCCGUACCCAGUCUGGAUGGAUUUGGGACGUACGCGCGAGCCAACGAAUGGGAGCAGGAUGCGCUUAGUCCGUCUCGGAUGCGCCGCAAAAUGUCCGAUCCCGACAUCCACCAUGCCUCGAACAGUCUGCUCAACGUGAGCGUUGUCUCACACGGCAGCUCACCCAACACGAGCGAGAUACUGGGUAUGCCGAAACCGGUGGCAAUCGCGUCUCAGGCUGUGAUCGAAGGUCGAGCAGGAGCGUUCGGUUCCUCCAGUGGACCCGUUGUGCGUACGGGACGUGCUCUGAUCAAUCCUUUCGAUCCAUCGCACGUUACCAUCAAACUGACGUCGAACCGACGUCGAUGGACGCACAUUUUCCCCAAGGGCCCUCAAGGUGUGCUGAUUCAGCAGCAUCAUUAUCAGGCCGUCCCAGCUGCUACCCAAACGCCCAGCUACUACGUGGAUCUUGAUUCGAGCAGUGAGUACGCGCACACAUCCACCUGUACCUGGGGCCGGGUUCGCCACGGUAGCACCGCUUCCUUCGAUAGUCGCCUGAACGAGGACGAUCUUAAAUGGAUCGCCGAGCAUGGCUCUCGUCGGAAAAAGUCCGUGUUGCAUUCACCGGCCGCACCGAACGUCCCGGUGACGCCUUCCAAGAGUCUCACCCUACUUUGGGGAGCCACCGGGGAGCAGGAAUGGACACCGGCAUUAACCACAGUCGGAAAAGUGAUCAUAGGUGUGGACUGGAAAUCGCUAACGAUUCCCGCCUGCCUGCCAAUCACAACCGAUUACUUCCCGGACAAGCGUUCGCUCCAUAACGACUACGUCGUGUCGGACUACACGCUACUGCCGGAGGAUUUUAAUGCGGACUAUGCGCAAAAUCGGGCCGUUUAUAAGAAGCCCCUCUCGACGGACGAGGUGUUUAAGGAGCUCGUAUCCCAGCGGUUGGCACAGGGUUUCCAACUGAUCGUGCUACCGGACAAGAGCAUGACGAAUCCACCGCACGCACCGUGCUGUGGUGGCCACUUGCAACCCACGUCGUAUUUCGCGAACGCGAGCAGUGUCCUUCGACGGCAGCCUCCCCAGGAACCGAACAAGGAGUAUCUGCUGUCGAUCGGGCGCAUUUUCCAUCGCAUCAGCCUGAGCGGCUCGGCCAUCACAGUGACGCGUUAUCGUCCUCGCCAUCCGUACCCGCCGAUCAACGUCGAUUAUCGGUACCGGUUCCACGCACCGCAACACGACACGUAUGAAGUGAGCGGGGUACACUUCACCACAGAGAAGCUGGAAAACUUCAACUGGAACUACAUGGACCAGUAUAUCUGCACCCGGGGCGAUACGGAUUAUCCGUUGCACGAGAACAUGAAAUACUGGCGCUAUCGCAUGUACCUUCUGCCGAAGGACGAUCCAGCGAUGAAAAAAAUUCUAGACGGUACGGUGCAACGGUGCGAUAUCUAUCACGAGGACAGUCCGUUCCCGCCGGACCGGCAGAUAUGUAACGAUUUCGUGCGCUUCGUCGAGGCGCACUUGAACAAAAUCAAAAAGCUGCAACCGGCGAAGAAAGCACGGGGAUGUCCAACCCAAACGCACCUUACCAGACGACGCCACAGUACCAGCAUCCUGUCGAGGCCUCCACCGAAUCAGCAGCAUGGUGGAUGGGCAAAACUGUAUUUUAACGGCACUAGCAAUGGCCAUCACCACCAUCAUCAUCAGCAUCAUCUCCAUCAUCACACUUCCGAACGCUUUUCUUUCCCUAGCACUCUCGCCGGUAACAGCAUUCUCACGCGAACUGGCUCAAAGGUGCUCGAUAAGAGCGGCAGUGCGAUACAAUCACCACCUCCAACUGGUGGUUCCGUCACGGGUUCUUCAACACCGGGCAACACCUCCAGCGGAAGCGGCAACAACACCGGAGGUCCCUCGACUCCACUGACACCGGGAGCAGCGGGUUCGAUGAUGGUCAGUUCGGUCGGUGGAAGGACGACCGUCGAUGGGAUCCCACUGUCGACGUUGAAUACGGCCACCGAACAUGGGCUGCUGGAGGAUGGGGAUGAUUUUGGUGGUGAAGGAGGGAAGCUGAAACCGACCGCCACAUUGCAGGAGAUCUUCGAUGCCAUGCGCCAUCCGGUGCAUGGAGUGGGUUUCCUUGGACCGGCCCAAAGCAUGCCCUCGUGUACGUUCGUUUCGUAUGAUGCGAUCAAUUGGUUGCAGAACCGCAUCGAAGGUCCUUGCCACCCGGUAGAGAUCCUCGAAGACAUGAGACGAAAUCGAUUGAUUUGCCACGCCUCGGGAGACUUCAACAAACCGGUUGUGCCGGGUUUCUGCCUUUAUUACAUAGCGCGGCAGGAGAAGGAAUCGCAGGAAUACAUACCACCGCUCGGUGAUCUGGCCGCGUUCGAGAACGAAUGGAUGGAGGUGGAAAUCCGGCAUCCGGACCUUACCAAACCCGUGGAUGCGCACGAUCGAGGCGUACCGACGUUCCUGCGCGACUCAAUCGACCUAGUGGACGAAGAAGCCGGUCUUGUGGAUGGGUUGCUGUACAAACAAACGCACCUCGAGAUCGACAUCGGUGGCAAAUCCGAUCGGAUCGAGUGGGGUCACGCACGAUACCAUCAGCGCAUGGUCCCGGGCCGGGCGUACGAGAUCGUCGUUCAAUGGAUCACGGCUUCCGGACCGAUCGUGUACGAUCUCAUCUACGGAUGGUGCCGGAAGGCGCAACCAUGUGGCUUCCAACUCGUCACCAUCCCAGCGGAUCCGCUGGCGGAACCGUUCACGGAGAAAUCGGACCCAUUGCGUGGUCCCAUCUUCAUCCCACUUGAUAUCGACUGUCUGAAGCAGCACCGCAGCUGCCUUUUCCAGGAGUUCCCCAAAGAGACGUGGCCAGCUCGGUUGCUGCUGUUCCAGGAAGCGAUCGUGCGUCGAUUCGGCUUCAUGCGCUGCACGGUGGAAACAAAAACCGGCUCAAACCAGGUGUCCCUCGACUACCAGUACGUGCACUGCAGCGGUAACAUGUUCCUGCUCGUGCCAAACCCCAACAUGGGGUUGCGAUCGCGCCAACGCCUCGCAUCCGGUGGAAGCAACGUAAAGAAACCGAUCGCCUUCAUCAACCGCUACUCGGCGUCGUACGAAUCGCAGGUCGUCACGGCACCGGGCGGUCACGAACCGUCCUACAUCACGCGCCACGUGACCGCAGCGAAGGGCACCGGAAAGGACGACACCGAGGUGAUCCGUCGCACCGGAUUCCUGUGGUCCUGGAACCACAUGAUACCGAACAAGAAGUGGAAAUCGCUCGUCAUCUCGCAGUCGGACGACCUGUUUCAGCUGAAGAUGCUGCGCGAUUUUAAGGAGUUUUGUGCGAACACCGACCAGCGGCUCGUCACCUUCUGGGAGUCCUGCUGGGAGGUGAAGGAGAAGGCGUCCCUUUACCGUACCUGAACGUAAGCGGCCAACCGUUGGGACAGCACGACAGCAAGAAAUCACGCGGUUUGCCGUUUCGUUGUUAUUAGUCACUGCCCGUCGUCGGGCAUGUCUUUUAUUGGCGCGAAAUCGGAUACAGAAAUAAACGCUCACUUGUAAACUCGAUUAAAAGAAAUUGAAUUAAAAAAAAAAUCGAACUCAUUUACAACAGCACACUCCCUGCUGCUCCUGUGGGGAUGGAUGAUCCCGUCCUAACCUAAAAAUAUAUGUUUACUCCUUCGCUUAUUCUCCUCUAAUGGUGACCUAAACGCCACAAAAGCUACUAGCACACGCAGGGCGUUGCUGUCACAGCUACGUGCUGCAGUUGUUCCUUACCCUAUCGAACCGUAUACCUAAUCAGUGUCCUGGCGGUGACCCUUUUUGCCACCAUCACCCCGUGCCUGUCACACGCGAGCUACAAGUUUUAUAAACUUUGGCAUUUAAGAUUCAACAUUCUCUCGCUACAGUAGCACACGUGAUCGUGAUCGCACAGCGUCCGUUCUAGCUUCUACCUAUCUAGCUUUGAUUAGUUUUUUUUUCUGUUAGCAAUAAGUUCCUACACUAACCAGGAAGAUCAAAAGGAUGCGGUUACAGGUAUCCUCCUCAGGUGUAUGUGUG
Messenger RNA from Anopheles nili, 5499 nucleotides. RefSeq names its product GATOR complex protein Iml1 (gene Iml1). Gene Ontology annotation, molecular function: GTPase activator activity. The coding region runs from base 1 to 4860 and encodes 1619 amino acids. Gene Ontology annotation, cellular component: GATOR1 complex; lysosomal membrane. The transcript has 13 exons. Gene Ontology annotation, biological process: cellular response to amino acid starvation; negative regulation of TORC1 signaling; positive regulation of autophagy. Lineage: Eukaryota; Metazoa; Arthropoda; Insecta; Diptera; Culicidae. The record is from RefSeq and is a predicted model, not a curated record.